This is a messenger RNA of Aspergillus sclerotioniger CBS 115572, 3820 nucleotides long. RefSeq names its product F-box and WD domain protein. The transcript is spliced from 2 exons. The record is from RefSeq and is a predicted model, not a curated record. Gene Ontology annotation, cellular component: nucleus; cytosol; proteasome regulatory particle, base subcomplex. Gene Ontology annotation, biological process: proteasome-mediated ubiquitin-dependent protein catabolic process. Gene Ontology annotation, molecular function: polyubiquitin modification-dependent protein binding. Bases 235 to 3585 code for a protein of 1116 amino acids. NCBI's taxonomy places the organism in Eukaryota, Fungi, Ascomycota, Eurotiomycetes, Eurotiales, Aspergillaceae.
GAUCUCCGGACUGUCUUCGUCCUCCCCUUCGCUUGUGACUCUUGUCCCCCCUUCACCUCUUGUCCCUCCCUCACGUCCCCGGUGUCCUACCUCGCAUCGCAUCGCAUCGCAUCGCAUCGCAUCCCACGUUUCCCUUCGUCCAUCCCUCGCCACCCCGUUUUCUUUCCGACUGAUCCAGAAUUCGUCCCUGGUUCAGUCGCCUCCAUCAUCCCAGUUACCCCGCGAGACUCUUUUAUGCAAUCCGAGCCUACUGCAGUUUUCGACCGCUCGCCUUUGCUAGACCCGCCGUCAGAAGUGUUCCUUGAUUCUACCCAGCAUGGAAAUGAUUCGCAUGGUGAGCACCGAGUCUCUGGGCUUCGGUAUCAGGAGCCCGGGGACUCUAGUGGCGGUUUUGACUCAUCCGCGGUCGGCCAGCACUCGCCCUUGAAGGCCACGGACCCUGCGCCGGUGGUCGACCCCGUUAGUCAAUAUGAGAAUGCGAUCGCUCAAUCCGCACGAAAAGAGGAGGAAGUUAAAUUCAGGGUGAAGCCGUCACCCAUCUAUCUGGGCGUGUCCCUAGAUGCUUUCCCGAAUGAGGUGCUGACGCACAUCCUUUCGCAUCUACCCCCGCCUUCGCUGUCGUCGACGGCCUUGGUGUCUCGUCGGUUUCACAGUCUGGUCACUACGCCCCAUGCGUGGAGAAUUGCCUUCUCGCGCUACUUCCCCGGCCCCUAUACAGUGGAGGAUGGCGCAUGGCUCUCUGCAGCAAACCCGGCGGAAAGAGUGACAUCCGACAAGCGGUAUUUCUCUAGGCUGACUGCGCUGGCUUCCUGGAGAAGUGAAUACAUCCUGAGAACCCGCUUGCUGAGAUCACUCUCAAGAGGCAAGCCGGCGGACUUCGAGCCUUCCAAGAAAACCGGUACGGUGCGAUCAGCUAGCGUCCGUAAUGGCAGUGCGGUAGUCACCUAUACUUCCCAGCUUCUGUAUCCUGUCAGCCACCUACACGGGUCGUUCGGAACAGAAGUCACGAAGAAGGAGCCUCUUUUCAUCCAUGGCGCUUCCGAGCAAGGGUUUGCGUCGGCUAGCGACCCCUCAUCGGUCAAGGUUGGUACAUGGGGACUGUCUGACCACCAGUUCUUCCGACACUUUUCAGACUUGUUCCCUGGAGAUGCUGAGUAUGGCUUGGGCUCCGGUGAACAUGUUGGUGCUCCCAAUCGCAUGGAUGUCAGCCAGCCUUAUGGUAUGAUCUAUGGCGAGGCUUGCCCUCAGGGGCGUAGCUAUUUCAUCUCGACUACUGAACAACGCGGGAGAUUUCUAGGCGUCGCGGAUUCCAGUUCCCAGCCUCGUCUGGGUAUCCCUGCGCUCAACAUGAUCGCAACCGGUGUCACCGCGGUAUGGAUCGCCAAAUCCUCCAAUAUUCUCAAGAUGACUGGCGGUCUGAUCGCAAUGUUGUCUGGCUCUUCUACUGGAGUUCUCACAGCAUAUGCCCUCGGCCCUCAUCCUACCUAUGAAAAACGGUACGAGAGAGGCCAAGUGACUGCGAAAUGGGUCCUGUGUCCAGGCGUCCCCAUCAUCGCCAUUGCGGUCGAUGAUAGCUACUCCCCCAAACGUCAUUCCCGGCGGCGAAUCUGGGCGACAGUCCUAAAUACUUUGGGAGAGGUCUUCUACUUAUCUGAUAUCCCACGGCAGCCUGAUGUGCCUUCCACUAAAUUGACUGCCGAGGAGUAUGAGCAGCUGGCGUGGAAGGCAGGCAGGAGUGUCCGUUGGGAGCUUGUCGAGUUGAGCAGACGGAUGGCGCGACCGGAUCCGUUCAACCGUGACCUUGUCGAUGGCAGCUACAGCCCUCGAUCGUCAUCGGAUGCAAUGAAACUUAACGAGGACCAGAUAGCCGCAGAGACAAAGGAGAUCGAGCGAUUCCUAUCUUUCAAGCCGAAGCAUUUUAAAAAGGUUUGUGAGGGCUGGGAUAUGCGGCGCGAACUGAAAGUCGACUUUGCUGGAGACGAUGGUCUUGGAGCCGGCGAGGCAGUCCUUGUGGUUUCCCGGGGCAUGGGGGAUGAUGACAAGGCUUCGAUCCGAAGGUACACGAGGACGUUGUCGAAGCAUGAUCCGGCGACGGCUAAUCAUGGUUACGCUGAUAACAUGCCUGUACCUUCUAUUUUCGGUGGACCUGUCAAGUUUCCUCUCCUGCCCUCGGUGAGCAGCUCAAGCAGUGUGCCUUCAUCCCGCGCUUCCAGCCGCGUCAGUGAGACUGUCUGUUCAAUCACCAACACCGAAUGGCGCAUCACUGAUUUCGACUUCGGUGACCGGAAAUCGGUCCAGAUUACUGCCAGCGCACUAGACCUCUCGACCUAUGCUCUAUUGACAACUGAUGAGGAUCCUCUCAUCGGCAUGUCAGGUAGUUCUGCCCUCUCUUCGGAAAUGUCUUCCCCGCUCCCACAUAUGAAGCAACCCCCUGGUAAUGCAGAAGUCCCUGGUCAGCGGGGACGUUACAUGGCCGUGGGCACCGCUGCGGGAAUGGUUUUAGUUUGGGACAUCCGUUCGCCAACGUCCAAGAAUCCUGAAGUCAUCAAUUCUGUUUCGCCUGUUCGAAUCAUUCAGACGGAAUCGCCUCAGGUCUCUUGCGUGGCUUUGACGUCGCUGUACGUAGUUCAUGGUGGAAACGAUGGACUUGUCCAGGCUUGGGAUCCUCUCGCCUCCUCGACCCGACCGAUCCGGACCAUCAAUUCGCGCUUCUCGACUCGCGCCCGCCGUCGGCUUGUUCAAGCUGAAGCUUCCGUUCAUGGUAUCGGUAAUAACUACUAUGCCACGGGCGCUGUCUGCCUUGACCCGGAUCCGACCGUCCUACGAGGAAUGGUCGCUUUGGGAACGCACUUACGUUACUGGUCCUACAGCUCCUCCGCCGCUGAUCAAUACAAAUCUAGCAAGCGCCGGCUUCGUCGCGGCCCCCGAGGCAGCAACGCUACCCCCGAGGGCCAACGAUUCAGCACUAGCGGCCGCGGCGCACUAAAAGACUUCAUCGAGGACGAGAAGAUCGAAAUGGACCGCCAGAAAGUUGCCGACGCGAAGGAGCGCGCCCAUCUUAGCCACCGCUUUGGCGUCGAUCUCCUAGGCCCAGACAUUGACGAAGACCAGCUUCUCGCGUACGCGCAACUCCUAAGCGAAGAGGCUUACUCCAGCGAAGCAGUGAAGCGCAGCGAAGUAGUCGAGUGCUCAGUAAUGAGCACCUCGCCCAGCGACACCAUCGGCCCGAACGACAGCUCCGUCGCACCAGAUGAGCUAUCUUCUGCAUCAUCUCCCUACGAAGACUUCGCAGACGACGACCUCGAGCCAGAUAUCGCCGAGGCCAUCCGUCUUAGUCUGCUCAACGAGAAACCCACCGCUGCCUCGGGCACCGGUUCCUUCGACCCGCCAUCCCCAUCCGGCCCAGCCGUUGCGGAAAGCAGUCGACAGCAAGAGGUCGAUGAUCUCGAGUUCGCAAUCCAGCUCAGCCUCGCCGAGGCAAAGAGUCAGAAUCAGUCGGUCGAACCCACAGAGGAGUUCCCAGCGCUCUCAGAACGGUCCCGGUCUCCAGCGAAAGAAGAUAAGGGCAAGGGUAGAGCUUUGUGAAUGAUAGACUCUGUGAUUUUGUUGAUACUAUGUUUUUGUAUUGUACUGUGGUUUUAAAUUUAAUGUAUUUUCACGUCGAUACUAGUAUUUGGUCACGUAUUGUAUGGAAUGCGCUGUGUCAGCCAUUUGUUGGCUAUCUUGAUGUGAAAUAUGCCCAGUGUUUUAUGUUGCACGAAACUUGCACAUGCCGGGGUGUAGAUUAUAUGACGUCAUUUUGUGAUUGGAUAACAGGGAC